AUUAAUUUCCAUCUCUCUAAUGAGCUUUAUAUUUAUUUCUAGAUUUUAAAUAAUGUAAUGUUCCAGUCAAGAUGGGGCAGACUAUGUGCAUCUGCUCCCGUGGCUCCAUCACCAUUGACAGCAAAAAAUACUACUUCUUGCAGAAACUUGACGAGGGUGGUUUCAGUUACGUGGACCUUGUUGAGGGGGUAAAGGAUGGUCGAUUCUAUGCCCUCAAGAGAAUCCUGUGUCAUGAUCGAGAAGGCCGUCAGGAAGCCCAGACGGAAGUGGAAAUGCAUCAGAUGUUUAAUCACCCCAAUAUACUUAGCCUCGUGGCACACACCUUUGUUGAGCGGAAUGGAAAGAGUGAAGCCUGGUUGCUUCUGCCUUACAUAAGAAAGGGAAGUCUGUGGUCAGUUCUGGAGAAGCUUCGGGAAAAUGGGAGCUACAUGCCUGAAAAACAGAUUUUAAAAAUCUUUCGUGGGAUCUGUUCAGGACUCAAGGCCAUCCAUGACAAAGGUUAUGCUCAUCGAGACCUUAAACCUACAAAUGUGCUUCUGAAUGAGGAUGACAUCCCCGUCCUGAUGGAUUUGGGCUCUAUGAAUAGAGCCCGCAUUGAGGUCCGGGGUACCAGAGAAGCAAUGACUUUACAGGAUUGGGCUGCCCAGCGAUGCACCAUUUCCUACCGUGCACCUGAGUUCUUCAAUGUGGAAAGCUACUGUGUUAUUGAUGAGCGCACAGAUAUUUGGUCAUUGGGCUGCGUGCUGUACUGCAUGAUGGUGCUGGAAGGACCCUACGACCUUGUGUUUCAGAGAGGCGACAGUGUGGCCUUGGCAGUUCAGAACCCUGUGAACAUCCCACAGCCCUGCAGUUACUCAGAUGGGCUGCAGUUGCUGCUGAGCUCCAUAAUGGUGUCCAACUCCCAGGAGAGGCCGAACAUCAGUUGGGUACUUGAGCAGGUAAAGGACCUGCAGAGUUGCAGCCCAGACACCCAAACCAAUACGGUCUGAAAGGACUUCAGCACACAUUGAGGAAUGGCUCCUAUUUUAUGCUCGGAAAUCCUUAAUUUAUUCAUGAUUGGUGAAAAAAACAGAGACUCUUUUGAUCACCAUUUUAACUUUUCAAUGACUCGCUGCUUAACACACAACUUGUGCGCUGCAAAUCAGCUGAGAAUAUUAUCAAAAUGCCUAAAAUAGAAUCUCCAUUCCUUGCUUUUGAUUUCCAUUGUAUUCUUGCAUUGUCAAAAUUGUUUUAUAUGCCUUAUGUGCUCAAAUGAGGUAGAAAGUAAACAUUGACCUCAGAGCUUUCCACAAAUUGUUGGAAUCUAUUUGCAGGCGCCUGAUAGUUCGAUAAUAAUAAAUAUUUGAAUGAUUUACGAUAUUGUGCUUUGUUAAAUCUUGAGUGAAUCAGAAAUCUUGGCCAUUGGUGAGCACAGGCACAUUUGUAAUGGCUUAUAUUUUUUGUCAA
This is a messenger RNA of Hippocampus zosterae (dwarf seahorse), 1446 nucleotides long. It is a transcript of the gene stk16, whose product is annotated as serine/threonine kinase 16. Gene Ontology annotation, biological process: protein phosphorylation. The record is from RefSeq and is a predicted model, not a curated record. Bases 72 to 989 code for a protein of 305 amino acids. Gene Ontology annotation, cellular component: Golgi apparatus; cytoplasm. Lineage: Eukaryota; Metazoa; Chordata; Actinopteri; Syngnathiformes; Syngnathidae. The transcript is spliced from 7 exons. Gene Ontology annotation, molecular function: protein serine/threonine kinase activity; ATP binding.